Molecule: messenger RNA, 300 nt
Organism: Podospora pseudopauciseta
Lineage: Eukaryota; Fungi; Ascomycota; Sordariomycetes; Sordariales; Podosporaceae
Exons: 2
Coding region: 1-300 (99 amino acids)
Source: RefSeq, a predicted model, not a curated record
AUGAAAUCCAGACUUAUCAAUGCUAUGGCGAAUAUCUACCGCCAGGCGAAGCAGGUGGUCAUCGUUGAUGCUUUAGCUCUGCGACUGUGGUCAAACGAUCCCGCCAAUCCCGGCGUAGUCCUUGGCUUCGGCAAUAUCGUUGUCGGGUGUACAAAAAGGGAGGCCGGCGACAUUAGUAACAACGCCCGUGCUCUCUUUCCGGUGAUCGGACUCGAAUGGGAGCACGGCUUAUCGAUCGAUGACGGGAUGAGAAAGAUUUACGAGGCCCGAAGACACGAGGCGGUGAAAAUGGUUCUAUAA